AUGAAAAAGAAGAAAAAGAAGAAGAAGAAGAAGAAGAAGAAGAAGAAGAAGAAGAAGAAGAAGAAGAAGAAGAAGAAGAAGAAGAAGAAGAAGAUAAUGGUUAAUUUUCAACUCAAGCAUCCAUUUAGCUGUGAAAAAACCGCUGAUAAGGUGAACACUCCUAAAGAACUGAAAACAGCUUUGGCGUCUUCGGCAACGCGCCCGGACGGAUGCACACUAAUACCUUGGAGAGCCGGCAGAUGUUUGGCGUGGGAUGUUACGGUCCCUAGCACCCUCGCCGAACGAUACGUAAACUUGACAAGUAAAGAAUGCGGUUUAGCCGCGGCCAGGGCAGCGGACGAGAAAAUGAAAAAAUAUGGGAACGCCCUCCCUUCGCUGGAAUUCUUGCCAAUAUGUAUCGAAGUCCUCAGCCCGAUGGACCCCAACACCCUUAAAUUUCUUAAGGCAAUAUGUAAAAUGAUCAGCGUCAGAUCAGGCGACAGCAGAGAACUGUUUUUCGCAACUAACCACAUUUCGUGCUUGUUGCAGCGGUUCCUGCGUGUCUGUGUGUUUGAAAAUAUCCAACUGAAUGCCGACAUGUGCAAUUAA
This is a messenger RNA of Helobdella robusta, 588 nucleotides long. RefSeq lists its product as hypothetical. The transcript is spliced from 3 exons. The coding region runs from base 1 to 588 and encodes 195 amino acids. NCBI's taxonomy places the organism in Eukaryota, Metazoa, Annelida, Clitellata, Rhynchobdellida, Glossiphoniidae. The record is from RefSeq and is a predicted model, not a curated record.